Molecule: messenger RNA, 1311 nt
Organism: Zonotrichia leucophrys gambelii
Lineage: Eukaryota; Metazoa; Chordata; Aves; Passeriformes; Passerellidae
Product: erythroblast NAD(P)(+)--arginine ADP-ribosyltransferase-like
Exons: 3
Coding region: 1-876 (291 amino acids)
Molecular function (GO): NAD+-protein-arginine ADP-ribosyltransferase activity; NAD+ poly-ADP-ribosyltransferase activity
Source: RefSeq, a predicted model, not a curated record
AUGGCCCCCCUGGCGCAGACCCUGGCACUGCUGGCAAUGACCGUGGCCACCACAGCUGUUGAGGUGGUAACCCUGGACAUGUCCCAGGACUCCUUCGAUGACCAGUACCGGGAGUGUGGUCCUGUCAUGACUGAGGCGUUGUCAGCCCUCAACCGUUCCGACUUUGAUCAGAACCCUCUCUUUGCCCAGGCCUGGCCUAGGGCCAGAGCCAAGUGGCAGAGUCUGGGGUCCCCUGUGUCCCCUCUGUCGUCCCCAGCCCAGGCCAUCGCCCUCAUGGCCUACACAAUGAAUGAUCUGUACAAGAAAUUCAAUGCAGCCGUGCGUGUGGCCGGGCGCUCCCGCCAGGAAUACCAGGACAAGUUCCACUUCAAAACACUGCAUUUCCUGCUGACCCAGGCCCUGGUGACGCUGAGGCAGGCUCAGAACAGGCAGUGUCACCACGUGUACCGGGGGAAGCGCACGCACAGGUUCAAGGCAAAGCCCGGUGACAUCAUCCGGUUUGGUCAAUUCUCUUCGGCAUCACAGAGCGAAAAAGCUGCCAAGGACUUUGGGAGUGCCACAAUGUUCCAGGUGUACACGUGCCACGGUGCAGCAAUCUGGAAUUUCUCCAAGUAUCCUAAUGAGAAGGAGGUGCUGAUCCCACCAUAUGAGACCUUUGAGGUCAUCAAAGUCAGCCAGGAAGGAGAAAAAGUGAGGAUCCAGCUCCGCUCCAAUGGGACCUUCAGCAAAUACAACUGCGAGUGGCUCCAAAUGCAGUGCUGUGGGGAUGGGCCUUGUGUGCUGGAUGCAGGUGGAAGCAUCCCCAGGGCCCCUUUCCAUGUCAGCGGACUCCUCCUGGCCACCACAGCUCUUGCAGUGGCAACAGGGAUCCUCUGAGCCAUGAGGCCACAAAGGUCACUGUCUUCACUGUGGUCACUGUGGCCACCACGAUCACCAAAACCUCCAGGACCCUCAGAGAAACAAGACCACCAACGCUACCAUGGCCACCACUGCCACUCUGGCCACUGUCGCAGACAUUUUUUCAUAGAAAUCCUUUCUUUGGGAUUUGUGCAUCUUCUGGGAAGCAGAGCCCCAGAAGAAGGAUGUAAAUAAUUGUUAUCGGCUGCUGUGAAAUGUAGCAGGUGCCCCUGUGAUUGGAUCAGAUUCUGUGUUUACAAUUGGGGCCCAAUCACAGGACCAAGCUCGGGGACAGAUUCCCUGGAUACAGAACUUUGUUAUUCAUUCUUGCUAUUCUAUUCUUAGCUUAGCAAGCCUCUGCAACUUCUCUCCUUAUUCUUUUUAGUAUAGUUAUAAUGUAUUAUAUAUCAUAUA